This is a messenger RNA of Podarcis lilfordi (Lilford's wall lizard), 13325 nucleotides long. NCBI's taxonomy places the organism in Eukaryota, Metazoa, Chordata, Lepidosauria, Squamata, Lacertidae. The record is from the annotation of a GenBank genome assembly.
GGCCUAAGCGGUGCACGGGAGGGGGCCGGGCGCCCUCCGCACGUGCCGCGGCAGACACGCGCACCAGCAGCCCAGCGGGCAGGGCUGCGGCGUAUCAGGUUGCAAAGCCCUCUUCCCUCCCCUCGCCGCUCUCCGCGCGUUGACGUGCGAGAGGCGGCGGUGGGGCUUCGCAAGAGCGAAGAUGGCAGCGCUGGCCGAGCCUCUGGGGCUGGAGAGGGGUAAGCUGCGCCGGCGGUGGAGAAGGAGGGGAGACAUGGUCUUGGAGAGGGGUGGGCAUCUCCUGCGCCUGGAGUGGGAGAGAUCCGCGGGUGGCUGGAAGGGGGAGAUUCCCGCGUAUAUGGAGGGAGGAGGAGGAGGAGGAUCGGGGCGGAUGGAUCCGCCAGCCCCGGCGCACAAAAGCGAGCAAGAGCCGUGCGCCCUCGCUGCGUCCCAGGGGGAUGGCGGGGAGGGAAGAGAGCAUCGCCGGGGCGCGCGCGGGAAGGCGAGAUCCCGCGGAAAGAUGGAGGUGGCGGGUGGGUCCUUCCUCUCUCCCUCCCUCCCUCCCUUGCUCGGCAUGGCUGCUGAGGAGGAGAUCGGAGCUGCUUCCUCGCAGCUCGCCCGGAUCUUCGCUUUCGCGCGCUCUCCUUUACGCGCGGCGAGAGCGCAAGCGAAGCGCGAGGCGCUGUUCGCCGGGGCGGCUGAGGCGCGUCGCCCGAGGCGGCCCGGGGCUUCCUUCCGCUCCGCUGACAACCUCGCCGUCUCUUCUCCCUCUCCUCAGAUGUGGCGCGGGCGGUUGAACUGCUGGAGCGGCUGCAGCGCAGCGGGGAGGUGCCGCCUCAGAAACUCCAAGCCCUUCAGAGGGUGUUGCAGAGCAAAUUCUGCUCGGCCAUCAGGGAGGUGAGCGAGCGACUCUUCCUGGGUCCUUCCUUGGCAGACGCUUCUCCUUUUCUUCAUUUAUACUUUCGUCUCUCCCCUCGCCUCCUCUCCUUUCCCGCGCUCCUUGCCUGGCCUUCUUCCUCUGUACCAGUUCGUCACCCACUUCCCCCACCUGUCACCGCGAGUUGCACCUGUGUCACACGCAUCUGGCCUCUUGUCACUCCCCUGUCACCCCGACCUUUCCCCUAUGUUUGCAAUCAGGCAGUGGCAGACUUGGGGCUUUCAAAUUUCAGCACAGUGCCAAAAUUUGGUGCAUCUAGCCUCUUGCCUUCCGCUCUGCAUCAUGCUGGUGCCUGGAUAGCUCAGUUGGUGAGAGCACUGUGAUCAUAACGCCCGGAUGGGACAGCUGCAUUUCAGGGGGUUGGACUAGAUGGUCCUCAGGGUCCCUUCCAAGUCCGUGAUUUUUAUGAUUUCUUGCAGCGCCCACUCAGGGCGGGCAAACCAGUUACACUCCCUAACUCCGCCUCUGAACCAAGGCGGCCCUACUGUUAGGUGCUCGCCUCAGAGAGCUGAUUUCAAAUCAUUAGUUUGUGUGCCUUUCAUAGGAGCGGGGUGACACCACUUGCUGCCUCACACAGGAAAAUGUCUGAAAUGGCCUCUGUCUGGACUCUCCUUUAAACACUCCUAAUCCCUUCUGUAUCCCCUCAAAGUCAAUACAGUGGUACCUCGGGUUAAGAACUUAACUCGUUCUGGAGGUCCGUUCUUAACCUGAAACUGUUCUUAACCUGAGGUAACACUUUAGCUAAUGGGGCCUCCCGCUGCUGUCGCACAAUUUCUGUUCUCAUCCUGAAGCAAAGUUCUUAACCCAAGGUACUAUUUCUGGGUUAGCGGAGUCUGAAACCUGAAGUGUCUGUAACCUGAAGCAUCUGUAACCCGAGGUACCACUGUAUUAGGAAGAAGGGAAGCAGCCUUAUAUAUUUACUCAGACCAUAGGUCCCAUCUAGAGCAUUACAGUCAUACCUCAGGUUACAGACGCUUCAGGUUGCGUUUUUUUCGGGUUGCGGACCACUGAAACUGGGAAGUACUGGAACAGGUUACUUCCAGGUUUCGGCGGUCGCACAUGCGCAGAAGCACCAAAUCGCAACCCGCGUGUGUGCAGACCUGCUGCUGCGGGUUGCAAACAUGCAUCCCGCACGGAUCACGUUUGCAACCUGAGCGUCCACUGUACUAUUUCUGGGUUUGCUAACCCAGAGUCUGUAACCUGAAGUGUCUGUAACCCAAGGUACCACUGUAUUAAGAAGAAGGGAAGCAGCCUUAUAUAUUUACUCAGACCAUAGGUCCCAUCGAGAGCAUUAUUGUUUACACUGGCAGGCAGCAGCUCGCCAGGGAUUCAGACUGGAGUAUUUCUCAUGUCUACUCGUAGGUAGCGAGGAUUGAAUCAUAGAAACAUAGCACCAUGAAAGGAGAUGUUCUACCUGCUCCCCCCGCCCCCGUCUUGCUUCCAUGCCCUCUUAUCUCCUGUUCUGUCCAUCCCAUAUUCCCAUUCCACAGCAGAUGCUUCUUUCAAGUAUCCUCCUUAGCAUCUGUGUUCCAAAUGGUGUCAACUCUGGACUCGGCGGACAAAUCUCCCUGACCCCCCUCCUUUUAUUGUCUCUUUUCUGGACAGGUCUAUGAGCAGUUGUACGACACACUGGAUAUCACGGGGAGUGCUGAAAUUCGGGCGCAUGCCACGGCUAAGGUAUGAGAAGAAACCCGUUGCUUUGUUUCCAGUUGUGUAGGUUCCCCUCCACCACCUGCUACGUAUUUUGGGAAGUUGUUUGCCUGCUUGUUGGGAUUCCUCUUAAAACAAUUUAACCAAAUUUUGCAUGAUCAAGCAAUACGAUUUUGGUCUAUGUUUGGAUCCAGCCAGAUGCCAAUUUGAACAGAGGUGGCUGGCUGAACCUUUCAAAGCUGCACUGAUUUUAACCAGUGGUUUCAAAACGGCAUUGGUUUCAACUGCAGGUUUCAAAACUGCACUAUAAUUUUUUUUAUCAUUCUGUUCCUUAGAAUUCUUGUGCAACGCUUGGUCUGAAGUUGCUCGUUCUCUUGAAUUCAUAUUUCGUUCAGCUUACUGAAUUUGCUGUAAUGGUGCUAGAUAGCUUUAAAGCAAUGUUCGAAAUUAGCCAGGCGCAUUUUGCACCUGACUUUCCCAGGUGCCAGGAUGGUGCUUGACGUCUCCACCAUCUGGAGAUGCCUGCCUGGUAAACCUUGGAUCUUGGCUGUUUUCACACACUAGCAGCACAUCCUGUAGAAUUAAAUCCGUUAUAUUUUAACUGCACAAUCAGAAUGAAUUUCAGGAACCAACCACAAAGUCGUAUUGAAAAAUACUGCUUCCGAGCUGUCUGGCCCCAAAAUCAACUAAACAUUUAAGGAGCCAUUUGGUGCCUAACUUAUAUAGCUGAGUUUCUAACACUGCUGUAUGGGCCUACGGCCGUAAUAAAUUAUUAUUAUUAUUAUUAUUAUUAUUCUAACACUGCUUAAAAGGCUGUGGGCCAGCCCUUUCAUUAGACAGAGUGAGGCAGAUGCCUCAGACAGCUCAUUUUCAAUGUCACGGAAUUACAGCAACCUGAUAUUUAGUUUUGCUGGGCUUUUUUAAACUAUUAUUUACUAAGCGAUAGUUGUACACCCAGGGAGAGGUACCAGUGGGAUUUUUGUGCGUCGGGUGUCAAAAUAACUUGACCGGCCCUUGGCUGCAAGCACCUUGACGUGGGGCCGGGAUGAGGGCAAGAUGCCAUCAAGCAGCAAAAACAGCUUAGUCCGGCCCUGAUUAAAUAGCUUUAGAAGGGGAUUAGAGCAACUCGGGAAGCCAAGAUACUUUCAGUGGCUAUUAGUCAUAAUGGCUAUAUGCACCCUGGAGGCAGUAUACCUCUCAGGAUUCCAGUUUGCUGGGAACAACAGCAGGAGAGGGCUGUUUUGCCUCGCUUUUGGCUUCCCUGAGGCACCUGGAUGCCCUGUGCUGGAAACAGGGUGGUCAACUGAAUGGAGCUUCCUUAGAACUAAUAUCUGUAUUUCAAAUAUGAUGUGAAAAUCGCUAGAAAUGGGCUGUUUAUAAAGUGGUCUGCCUGUGCUCUUCUGCUUGAUAGUGUUCUAAAGUAGCUUGCAUAAGAUGAGUAAAAGCAAUAGGAAAGUAGGGUAUCCUUGUGUGUGUGCAAGUUUACAAUCUAAAAGGCAUGGCACAAAAGGAAAAGAUGAGGAGGAGGGAGGAGGAAGUGAUGGGGAAUACAAGACUGUAUGUGUGCCACAGUUUUGUAGGGGUUGGAGGGGGAACACAGAAUGUUACUGUGGUUUCAAAAUCUAAUUUCUGAGAUUCUCUGCUUUCAUUUCUUUUUUAAAAAACCAAGUUUCUAGUCCUUAUAGCCCCAAAUAUAUGCUUGAAAGUUUGGGGACUAAUACGUUUUCCAGUUAUUGGAAGUGAGGCUUCAGGGCCCUGUGCAGCGCUUGCCCCAGUAACUUAAAAAAGAAAAGAAAGAAUAGGUCUUACAAUAUAAGUGAUGACAUGGUAGCUGAGCAAUCUGCAUAAUUUAUAUGGGGUUGUAAAAUUCAGUUUAUCUUGGCACUGAAUUUAUUUACAAAUUCUUAGCAUAGAGUAUGCAGAACCCUGGGUAGAAAUAUGCACAUGGGUUAAUUUGACUAAUUUGACAGUGGCUGGGGGAACCCAGUUAGAUAGCCAGCAUAUAAAUGAUGAUAUGAUAUAAUAAUAAUAAUUUAUUUAUACCCCGCCCAUUUGGCUGAGUUUCCCCAGCCACUCUGGGCGGCUCCCAAUUGAGUGUUAAAAACAAUACAGCAUUAAAUAUUAAAAACUUCCCUAAACAGGGCUGCCUUCAGAUGUCUUUUAAAGAUAAGAUAGCUGCUUAUUUCCUUGACAUCUGAUGGGAGCACGUUCCACAGGGCGGGUGCCACUACCAAGAAGGCCCUCUGUCUGGUUCCCUGUAAUCUCGCAAUGAGGGAACCGCCAGAAGGCCCUUGACGCUGGACCUCAGUGUCCGGGCUGAAUGAUUGGGGUGGAGACGCUCCUUCAGGUAUACUGGGCCGAGGCCGUUUAGGGCUUUAAAGGUCGGCACCAACACUUUGAAUUGUGCUCGGAAACGUACUGGGAGCCAAUGCAGAUCUCUCUGGACCGGUGUUAUGUGGUCCUGGCGGCCGCUCCCAGUCACCAGUCCAGCUGCCACAUUCUGGAUUAAUUGCAGUUUCCGGGUCACCUUCAAAGAGAGAUGAUGAAGGAUGAGUCGGAAAUGAAAACCUGAGGGAAUUGGGGCACGAGGGGAAGGGUGUUGCCACUGACUUUUAAAGAAGUCUUUGAAACAGUCCUAAAUACUGGUGCAGACUCUUCUCUGCUUCCUCCCCAUACCCAGGCGACGGUGGCUGCUUUCGCAGCGAGCGAAGGCCACGCACACCCACGGGUGGUGGAACUGCCCAAGACGGACGAAGGCCUGGGCUUCAACAUCAUGGGGGGCAAGGAGCAGAAUUCUCCCAUCUACAUCUCCCGCAUCAUCCCAGGGGGCGUGGCUGACCGCCACGGCGGCCUCAAGCGAGGAGAUCAGUUGCUGUCGGUCAAUGGCGUGGUGUGUAUAUUGGGGGGCAGGCGAUAUGAGAGGCUUCUUUUUGGGUGUAUGGAAGCGGGAUACGGGUUUGCAGGAAGCGGAAACAGUUGGGGUGGGUGGAGAUCCAAAACAACUCUGGGGGUGCAGAGCGUGCUCAGUCAAUUGCGGAAUGCUGAUUGGCUGAUUUUAUUUGUGGUUGCACAUGUGUUGUUGAUUUUAUAUAGGCAUAAUACAUAAAAUCGGGAGGCGGGUGGCGCUGUGGGUUAAACCACAGAGCCUAGGACUUGUUGAUCAGAAGGUCGGCGGUUCGAAUCCCCGCGACGGGGUGAGCUCCCGUUGCUCGGUCCCUGCUCCUGCCAACCUAGCAGUUCGAAAGCACAUCAAAGUGCAAGUAGAUAAAUAGGUACCGCUCCCGCGGUAAGGUAAAUGGCAUUUCUGUGUGCUGCUCUGGUUCGCCAGAAGCGGCUUAGUCAUUCUGGCCACAUGACCCGGAAGCUGUACGCCGGCUCCCUUGGCCAGUAAAGUGAGAUGAGCACUGCAACCCCAGAGUCGGCCACGACUGGACCUAAUGGUCAGGGGUCCCUUUACCUUUAAUACAUAAAAUUACAUGGUUUCCAAAAAAACAUGUGUGCUGUUCAUCUGGAGGUUUACUCCAGCUGAUAAUUAUUUUUUUCCUUAUUAUUUAUAGAUAGAUCUCAGGGUGGUUCACAACAUAAAAUCGCAAUAAAAUAAAAUAAGAAAUAUAGUGGUACCUCGGUUUUCGAACAUCUCCGUUGAUUAACAUUUCGGUUUUCGAACUCCGUAAAUCCAGAAGUAACUGCUUCAGUUUUUGAACAUGCCUUGGAAGUUGAACGGUCUUCUGGAAUGGAUUAUGUUCGAAAACCGAGGUACCACUGUAAUAAAAAGAUCAGAAACAAACCAAUAAUCUCCUCUCCCCAACACAUUUUAAAAGGGCAUUGGAUGUCAAUCAGCCAAAGGCAUGGUUAAAGAGGAAUGUUUUCGCCUGGUGCCUGAAGGUGUAUAAUGAAGGUGCCAGGUGAACGUCCCUGGGGAGAGCAUUCCACAGACGGGGAGCCACUGCAGAGGAGGCCCCGUUCUCGUGUUGCCACCCUCUGGACCUCUCAAGGAGGAGGCACACGAUGGAGGCCCUUGGAAGAUGAUCUCAGGGUCUGGGUAGGUUCUUAUGGAGACAGGCAGUCCUUGAGGUGUUGCGGUCCUGAGCCAUUUAAGGAGAGGGAAAACGGGGCUGGCUUCACACUGCAGCAUUUUGCUGCUAGUCCCACUUGCGUAAAUACGUCAUUUGAGGCAGGGACGGCUGCUUCUCACGGACCUCAGCAGUGACGAUGGGAGGCGAAAGGUGGAGUCUUGAAUCAGGAAAUGCACUUACUGCUCUUGUGGCGUUGCUUUUCUUCCUUGUUUCCUGCAGAGCGUGGAGGGCGAGCAACACGAGCGGGCGGUGGAGCUCCUGAAAGCAGCCCAGGGUACCGUGAAGCUGGUUGUGCGUUACACGCCCAAAGUACUCGAAGAAAUGGAGGCGCGCUUUGAGAAGAUGCGGACGGCGCGGCGCCGGCAGCAGCAUAACAGCUACUCGUAAGAGCGGGUCGGGAAAUGGGGCUUUCCAAGUGGUUCUCCCGGGGGAUAGUUUGGGUGGCCAGGGGCAGAAGAGGGCGGGGCUGCCACACCUGGAAGGUGAGAUGGCAGCAGGUGUACUGUAUUUUUCGCUGUAUAGGACGCACCCGACCAUAGGACACACCUUGUUUUAGAGGGGGAGAACAAGGGGGGAAAAAAUCUCCCCCUCUCUGCGCAGUGCCCCUUCAGCGAAGCGGCAGGAGAAACGGAGCCCCUUCCAUUUCUCCUCCCGCUUAGCUGAAGGGGCACUGUGCACACCGACCCCUCUCGCUCUCCAGGCUUCAGUGAAGGCAACCCGAAGCCUCUGGAGCGCAGCGGGAACGCUCCCUCUGCGCUUCGGAGGCCUCGCAUUGCUAUCGCUGAAGCCAAGGAGCCUGCAUUCACUCCAUAAGACACACAUACUGUACAUUUCCCCUUAAUUUUUGGAGGGGAAAGUGUGCGUCUUAUAGAGCGAAAAAUACGGUAGCUUGAAGCCAGGUGGCUGACAGUGUCAGCUGAGUCACACAAGUCCAGCCAUUAGGUUUGGGAGAGAAGUUGGGGUUUCUUUUUGGAACCUGAUUUAUCCCCAUUGCUGGCAUCAAAUCUGAAAUCCCAAUGUUGAAAUCUUCCUGGUAUCUGAUCAACAUGAGCAAAUCUAGAACUGGGGUAAGGAAUACAUGCUUUCCCUCUGGUUUCUAUUAAUCUGUGUGUCCCUAUAGAGAGAGGGAGAGAGAUCAAUAUUUGAUACUUCCCAGAGAGCGUCUUGCAAUUGACACAGUUGGGUGAUGGCAAGGGGAAAGGGCAGGCACAGAAGAGAGGAGAAAUCCGGGUGCAGAACCCUCAGUAUUAAUUUAUUUAGGGCCAUUUAUUUUAAAUAUAUCUAAGGAGUAAAUGGCAACUUAAAAAAGCAAACAAACCCAAAUUACCAAAAGCAAUACAGUCAUACCUCAUGUUACGUUUGCUUCAGGUUGAGUGUUUUCAGGUUGUGUCCCAUGGUGACCCAGAAGUACCGGAAAGGGUUACUUCCAGGUUUCGCCGCUCGCACAUGAGCAGACAUGCAAAGUGACGUCAUGCGCAGAAGCGGCAAAUCGCAACCUGCAGAAUCGCAGACACGUGUUGCGUUCUGCUCAUGUUGCGAACAGGCCUCCGGAACGGAUCCCGUUCACAACCAGAGGUACAACUGUACAAUAAAACGAUCAAUGCAAAGUACUGACAACAUCAGUAAAAAGUGCAGAAAUGCAAUAAAGCAUGAUAAUAUAAUAACAAUAUUAAUAUUAAUAAUUUAUUAUUUAUACCCAGCCACUCUGGGCAGCUCCCAACAGAAUAUAAAAAAACGUCAAAAUUAAAAGCUUCCCUAAACAGGGCUGCCUUCAGAUGUCUUCUAAAAGUCAGAUAGCUAUUUAUUUCCUUGACAUCUGAUGGGAGGGCGUUCCACAGGGUGGGCGCCACCACCGAGAAGGCCCUCUGCCUGGUUCCCUAUCACCUCGCUUCUCGAUAACAUGCAGAAGAUGAUUGGCUUUAAUGAUUGGUCAGAGACGAGGAGGAGGUGUCUUCAGAAAUUGACUGAAGCAGGUGACCGACAGUAACGCAAAGAGGCAGCAUCAUAACUAUGCAAUGUUAACCAGGAACCCUUAACCCUUUUAAUAGUUAUAUAUGAUUUUCAAGCUUACAAAAAAUGGUUGUGGUACAAGGAACAGAGGAAAUGAACAAUGCAAAGUCCUUAGCUCCUCCUCCUCAUUAUUUCACCUUUGUUCAGAAACCAAUCGAUCUGGUUUUCUUGUCACCCACCUCUUCCUGCCUCUCCCUUGCCAUCAUCACAUCCUAGCUUGCUCUUAGACAAAGGUAAAGGGACCCCUGACCAUUAGGUCCAGUCGUGGCCGACUCUGGGGUUGUGGCGCUCAUCUCGCUUUAUUGGCCAAGGGAGCCGGCAUACAGCUUCUGGGUCAUGUGGCCAGCAUGACUAAGCUGCUUCUGGCGAACCAGAGCAGCGCACGGAAACGCUGUUUACCUUCCCGCGGGAGUGGUACCUAUUUAUCUACUUGCACUUUUGAUAUGCUUUCGAACUGCUAGGUUGGCAGGAGCAGGGACCCAGCAACGGGAGCUCACCCCGUCGUGGGGAUGCGAACCGCCGACCUUCUGAUCGGCAAGUCCUAGGCUCUGUGGUUUAACCCACAGCACCACCCGUAUUAGUUAACUAGAGUGGCCACAUGAAAAAAAAAAUAGUCCUUUCUCAGAGUUUUAAGAAAAACUUCUUUUGUGGCUGCCUGCCUCCCUGCUUGCUCUCACGGUUGGUAUUUCCUGUCUCUCUUUGUUUCUUCAGAUCCCUGGAGUCCCGAGGAUAAUUUGCAUCAUUAUCUAUCUGGUUUGUUUGGGCUGGCCUGCGAUUUUUUUUCCCACCCCACCGCACCCGCCCCGAUGGUUUUAUCUGUAUAGCAGGAGACAUAUUUAUCUGCCUUCCUCCUCUUUGCCAGGAGGUGGGCUCCUAUGUACAGUAUUUAUUCUCCACAAUCCUCUUAUUUAAAGAUGUUCUGUGUGAGUGACUGUGUAUCUGUGCGAGUCCCUACCCUUUGUGAAACUGAAGAAGGUACCACAAAGCCCCCAAGAGCCUGUUCUUUGCUGCCUAUGAUGUACAGGGCUAUAAAAAAUUAGAGGAAAAUGGAAAGCUCCCACGUAUAAUGCCUCUCCUCUAGGGAUGGUUUCAUUUCCAUUGCGGGGUGAGGGGUCCCCUCUCUAGCCAGCCUCCCACCCUAAUAAUAAUAAUAAUAACAUUUAUUUAUAUCCCGCCCUCCCCAGCUGAAGCCAGGCUCAGGGCGGCUAACAACAAUAAAAUAGUGCAACAUUCUAAAAACAAUUCAUUAUAAAAAUUAAUUAAAAUCAAAUUGAUGGCAACCAUUAAGCUAAAGUUCUGUGAAGAUUGCCAAAGGAGGGCGUCAGGCUGCGCCCUGACCAAAGGCCUGGUGGAACAGCUCUGUCUUGCAGGCCCUGCGGAAAGAUGUCAAGUCCCGCAGGGCCCUAGUCUCUUGUGGCAGAGCGUUCCACCAGAUUGGAGCCGUAGCCGAAAAAGCCCUGGCUCUGUUUGAGGCCAGCCUAACCUCUCUGUGGCCUGGGACCUUCAGGAUGUUUUUAUUUGAAGACCGUAAGUUCCUCUGUGGGACAUACCAGGAGAGGCGGUCCCGUAGGUACGAGGGUCCUAAGCCGUAUAGGGCUUAGACACAGAAACGCCAACACUGAUGAGAAGGCGUGGUGUAGCCCUGGCUUUGGGUCUGGGUUCAAAUCUACCUGGCUGACCAUAUCACCUGUCCCUCUCUCUCCUCAGCCUAACCUACCUCACAGGGUUGUUGUGAGGCCAGAACAGUGAAAACCCAUGUUUGGUACCCUUGAGUUCCUUGGGAUAUCUUGCCAAUUAAUACUGAUAAGAGCCUUGGAGGGAGAGAAUUGUCCCAGGACUCUAGGGCUACAACUUUACCAAGCCAAACCAUUUUUUUUUCUAUAGCAACCCAUAGUAGAAUGUGAUUUUUAAAGAAAAAAGCAAAACAAGGUUGGAUAUGGAUGUGGGAAAUCACAAUAAUUUCAGCUGCAAAGCUCACUGGCGAUCUUUGGGUAAGCUUGUGUACACUCAGCCUCAGUGUUCCCAUCUGUAAAAUGGGGGCUGGAACGGCCUCCCUCGCAAAGUUGCUGUGAGGAUUAAUGAGAUAAAAAACAGCAAAACGCUAUGUUUUAUGAAUAACACGACGUGUAUGUAAAUAAUGUCUGUCCAGAUUAUACUAAGUAAGAAAAGAUAAUCCCCCUUACCCCACAACAAUCACAACAGACCUCUAUUUUAGAUUUCUCUUAACAGGCCUCUAAAUGACUAUCCUGUCACAGACAGCUUUCCGGGUCAUGUGGCCAGCAUGACUAAACCGCUUCUGGCACAAUGGGACACCGUGAGGGAAACCAGAGUGCACAGAAACGCCGUUUACCUUCCUGCCACAGCGGUACCUUUUUAUCUACCUGCACUGGUGUGCUUUCAGUUAGUUCCAGGGGCAACAGCUCCAUCAGAGUGUUGGCAGAAAGGGGAAAAAAUCAGAAUGAAAUAAGCUGCAGUGCAGUUUGACUCUUUGACCAGCAGGUGGAGCACUUAAUGAAUCUCUGGUCAGGAUUCAUGAAAAAGUAAUGUUUAGGUGAAUUUUGGGGAGAAGUUGUGGCUCUAGCUGCAUAAUAACUAUUUGAGAAUGCUGACAUAAAAUAUCAUGGCUCCCAGCCCCAUCAGAAUGCGAAAGCCUGUAGUUUUCAGCUGAUCCAUGCUGACUUGAAGUCACCUGAUUGCUUCAGUCUGAAUUAGUUGGCAUGGGUCAGAGAAACCCACUGUUACUUGCCGUGACAUUCAGAAAGCCAAGCCAAAGAGUUACCGUAUUUUUCCGUGUAUAAGACGUCCCCAUGUAUAAGACCACCCCAGUUGUUUGAGCCCCAAAUUAAGAAAUAAUUAAUUGCAACAUUUCAUGUAUAAGAUGACUCCCCAAUUUUAAACUUUAAAAAAUUGGGGGAAAAUAUAGACUUAUACACGGAAAAAUACAGUAUAUGCAGAAAGGUCGCCCAGGCUGGGAGUUGGCACAGGUUUGCAUGAAAUCUGCCGGUUUCAUGUGUCAAUAAGGUGCAAUUUAGGAAGAAGACUCAGUGGGUACAGCCCAUGCUUUGCCUGCAGUAGUUAAUAAUAAUGACAAUAAUUUUAUUAUUUGUACCCCCACCCAUCUGACUGGUUUGCCCCAGCCACUCUGGGCGACUCUUCCAGGAUAGGUUCAGGCCCUGGUGUUUUUCAGCUGAAAGGAUCAGAUGAUACCUGAGACACAGGAAGAGCCAUUGCCGGUCAGAAUAGACAACACUGUUAUGCUAGGCCAGGGAUGGGGGAAGCCCUCUAUUUGUUGCCGAACCACAACUCCCAAAAGCCCUUGCCAGCAUGGCCACUGCAGGGGUGGAUGUUGGGAGUUGUAGUUCAGGAACACCCAGAGAUGUUUCUGCAUGCCUGAUAUAGAGGAUUGCAGGUUCUCCACCCAGGCCUAGAUGGACAAAACUGUCUCUGACCUUGUGUGAGGCAGGUUCUUCGCAGAAAACGAAGCGUGCACUAGCAAAAGCCUCAUGUUGAUAGGCUCUGCGUGCAAACAAAAUUAAAUAAAUCUCCCAGGUUGGGAACAGAUGGAUGAAAAGCCUCUGCCCUUGUUGUAAGGCGACUUCCUAAUUUACAGCGAAAUAGAUAGCUGAGCAGGCUGUUCAAACUAGUCUUUCAUUUAAUCCCAAGAGCACACCUGUAUGCUAAAAUGCAACUCUUAAGAGUUGUCCAGCUCUUGUGUUCAGUCCAAGCUGGUUGUAUUUACGACAGCAAAAUGUGUCGAAUUGCAAAAAUUUAAAAAGAAAUAUUUUCCUGGAUGCUGGAAUUCGAUAAAAUAAUCCAAAAGGAGUGUUGAAUCUCCUUGUAAAUGCCUAGAUUUAUUUGAAUACGGUGUUGCUUUUUUCCGGAUCGGUUCUCUGCAUACAGUACUUCCCCUGAGCUCAAAUGAAAAACUGAGUUUUUUCCGAAAACAUCCCUCCUUUCAAGUUGUGCUUCUUCGCAGAACUGGGACCCACCCCAUGUAAGCGCAGAAUAUGGGCUCAGGGCCAACCGACAGACUUGACGUGCUGGUUUUUUAAAAUGCAGGUUGCAUCAGCUUUGAGGGGUGGGGGCCGAGGGUGCUGAUAAUUAACGGGAUUAGUGCAGGCAUGGAGAGCAAAUUCCUCCCAUGUCACAGUCCGGAGGAAAAUCUUCUGUAAUUGGGGCUGUAAACCAGCAGUUUAUGCAGGAGUUACGUUCCGGCGAUCGCGUCUAAAAGCCAGAGUUGCGUAUAGUCAAAACACAUUGGCUUCAGUGGUGGCUGGGAUUCCCAACGUCAUUUUUCCUGGAACCCUGCGCUCUUUUUAAUUUUUCCCACGCGUGUAAAACUUGAAGGUGCACAAGUUAAAGGUUCACAAGUGGUGGGCUCACUUCAUCUGCUUUUGGAGGAUGAUGUUUUUACCCACUCAUCCUCAACAAACUCAUGCCAUGUUCAAGAGGGCUUUGCUUCAAGACUGCUGCAUGGGAGGAAAAGGUUAAAUUUCCUUUCUACAUCUGCUCUGAUCCUGUUAAUUAUCAGCCCCCUAAGUAUGCUGAUAGGAUUUUGUAAUUAACUUGCAUUAAAAAAAAUUUAAUUGCAAAAGGCUUUUAACUUCAGGUCUAGUUUGGCUCUGAGAGGAGGUCAUGAAAAGAACAUAUGCUUUAGCGCCUUAAAAAGCAAA